Messenger RNA from Pectinophora gossypiella (pink bollworm), 1282 nucleotides. RefSeq names its product Krueppel-like factor 10 (gene cbt). Gene Ontology annotation, biological process: regulation of transcription by RNA polymerase II. NCBI's taxonomy places the organism in Eukaryota, Metazoa, Arthropoda, Insecta, Lepidoptera, Gelechiidae. Bases 152 to 1117 code for a protein of 321 amino acids. The transcript is spliced from 2 exons. The record is from RefSeq and is a predicted model, not a curated record. Gene Ontology annotation, molecular function: RNA polymerase II cis-regulatory region sequence-specific DNA binding; DNA-binding transcription factor activity, RNA polymerase II-specific.
CUACCACAACGCAACGCGAAGCGGUUUAUUCGUCCUCCGCUCGCCGACCUGACUACACGGCUCCCAACAGCGGAACCACGCGACCAAAACACAAGUUUAGUGAAUUAAAAAAGAAAGUUUUAAAGCGUUGAAUGAUCUUAAUAUAACCAGAAUGUCUACCUUGCUCGAAGUCUGCGGACCCCUGUCGCCGCCGUCGACGCCCCCGUUAAUGGAAAACAAAGUGGAGUUGCCUUUGAAGAAAGCUGCGUGCAAGCGCGCGGCGUCCCCACCGGCGGGCGUGGUGACGCCGCAACCGUCGGACUCGGAGGGCGAGGAGGAGUGCGGCAAGCGGGCGCGCUGCGAGCUGGCGAGGCUGCUGCUGGCGACGCCGCCGCCCGAGCCGCGGCCCUCCGUCAUCAUGCGCGCGCACAAGGACGGCACCUGCAGCCCCGAACCGCUGCCGCCGCCGCCCAAACAAAUGAACAUCCUCAAGACCCUCAAGUUUAAAAUGAACCGCAGCUAUUCGCAAAUGAAAUACAUGAGUCAGGCGCAAAGCCCGCCGCCGGUUGAAGCUCCGGCGAGUCCGGCCGCGCCUGUUGUCAAUGUUGAAGAGGCGCGAGUGCCGUCGCCGCAUGGGGAAAGUGUGAAGCCGUGUCGCGAGGAGCAGCGGGAGGCGGCACCUGCGCUGGCGACGACGCCAGGCUGGGUGCCGCUGGCGCCGCGGCCCGCGCCCGCUGUGCUGCUGCCAGGCGCGCUGCUGCCCGCCGCCGCACUGUGGCUUGUGGCCCCCGCUCCACAGGCCCGCCGCCGGCUCUACGAGUGCUCAUACCCGGGCUGCGGCAAGAACUACUUCAAGUCGUCGCACCUGAAGGCCCACGCACGCACGCACACUGGCGAGCGCCCGUUCAAGUGCGCGUGGCCGGGCUGCGAGCGCCGGUUCUCGCGGUCGGACGAGUUAUCUCGCCACAAGCGGACGCAUACGGGGGAGAAAAAGUUCGGGUGUCGCGUGUGCAGCCGCCGCUUCAUGCGUAGUGACCACCUCGCCAAGCACGUUAAGAGACACGCGAAAGAGCGCGCCCCCGCCCCCGUGCUCCGGCUACUCCCUUCACCCCCCGCCACGCUCCCCGUCGCGCACUAACGCCCGACUGACUGUGAUCCGGAUCUCAAGAUCGUUACCUAGUUAUAGCAUCUACUCAUCUCUAAGACUGUCCUAUCUAACUACUUAAGUAGUUAUAGUUCUAAGAAUAUGUUAUUGUUAGCUGUAAAGCUUGGAAAAUGUGAUUAAAAUGAAUGUUUUAUAGUA